Messenger RNA from Musa acuminata AAA Group (dessert banana), 2558 nucleotides. Its product is annotated as probable inactive receptor kinase At5g58300. Gene Ontology annotation, biological process: protein phosphorylation. The record is from RefSeq and is a predicted model, not a curated record. Lineage: Eukaryota; Viridiplantae; Streptophyta; Magnoliopsida; Zingiberales; Musaceae. The transcript is spliced from 4 exons. Gene Ontology annotation, molecular function: ATP binding; protein binding; protein kinase activity. The coding region runs from base 452 to 2353 and encodes 633 amino acids.
AGAGCGGCUCCGAGUCGAGCUCCGGUGGUGGACUCGGUUGCUUGAGGAGCGGAUCUCGGGAGAGAUGUGGAAAGAGGAUCUCGAGGGCGGGAAAGCUUCGUUCGUAGCUCGGGCCGUGGGGAGAUAUCUAAAGGUGGGAUUUUGAUGCGGUGUCUGCGGGUUCCGUGAGACGUCUUCCAUUUCGGCUCCAGUGGCCGAUCGGAAGCUCUAAACAAUCUCGUUUUUAGAUUAGCUCCGUGGACUCUACGGUGAUUGGUGUGGUUUUCGAGGCGAAGUCGAGGUUCCGGUUCCUGCAGAUCUCGAGAGCUGUACUGGUGAUUCCUCUGCGAAAUGCUUAAGGGAAACAAUUGUAUGACCAUGUUCUCCUCUUUGAAUCAGUAGUCAGGGAUGAAUGUGUAUAAUUUCAAUUGAUUGCAGUUGAUGUUCUCGUGUCAAUCACUUCUGGUUAGCUAUGGAUCACCGGAUUGUUUUCUUAUCGAUUCCUUUGUUUGUCCUCCUGCUAUGUCUUCAAACUUCGGCUGCUGGUAACUUGACUUCUGAUAUGCAAGCCCUCCUUAAGUUUGCUGCAUCUGUACCUCAUGGCCGGAAACUAAACUGGAGUUCUCGGACACCGGUCUGCACCUCUUGGGUUGGCAUCACAUGCACACCAGAUAGAACCCGUGUGCGGAGCCUCCAUCUGCCAGGGAUUGGGCUCUUUGGCCAAAUCCCUGCUGACACACUAGGUGAGCUUGGUGCCCUGGAUACCUUAAGUCUUCGAUCCAACCACCUUGUUGGAGAUCUCCCUGCCGAUGUCCCAUACAUUCCUUCUCUUCGUUCUUUGUAUCUUCAGCACAAUAAUAUAUCUGGAAUUAUACCUUCUUCCCUCUCUUCCAAUCUCACAUUCCUCGACCUCUCCUACAACUCUUUCAUCGGAGAAAUUCCAUUGACAAUUCGAAAUCUUACUCAGCUUACUGCAUUGUAUCUCGAGAACAAUUCUCUUUCUGGACCCAUCCCUGAUCUUCAACUUCCCAUGCUACAGCAUCUGAAUCUAAGCUACAACAAUUUUAGUGGGCCUAUACCAGUAUCCCUCCAGAAGUUCCCUGCCGAGUCGUUCUUGGGGAACCCUCUCCUCUGUGGGACUUCUCUAGCACAAUGCUUUGCAAUUCCUCCAUCUCCACGAUUAUCACCAACUGCACUACCUAUAAAGCCCAAAAAGAGUUUUUGGAAGAAACUAAGCACAGGGGUUAUAAUAACUAUUGCUGCUGGAGGAUCAAGCCUUCUAUUUCUGCUGCUGAUUAUAAUCCUGGGAUGCCUUUCGAAGAGAAAAAGUAAAGAUGGCAGUGGUGCACCAAAAGGAAAGGCUUCGGUCAGUGGAAGAAGUGAGAAAACUGAGGAAUACAGCAGUAGUGCUAUGGAGGCAGAGAAGAAUAAGUUGGUUUUCUUUGAGGGAUGUACUCACAGUUUUGACUUAGAAGAUCUGUUAAGAGCUUCUGCUGAAGUUCUUGGAAAAGGAAGUUAUGGGACAACGUAUAGAGCCGUUCUUGAAGAUGGGGUGACAGUGGUGGUGAAGAGGUUAAAGGAGGUGGGGGUGGGGAAGAGAGAGUUUGAGCAGCAGAUGGAAAUAAUAGGAAGGAUUGGGCAACACCAAAAUGUAGUGCCACUUCGUUCUUUUUACUACUCCAAGGAUGAGAAGCUUUUGGUCUAUGACUAUGCCCCUUGCGGGAACCUCUCUGCGCUGUUGCAUGGAAGUAGAGAUGCUGCAAAAGCUCCCUUGGACUGGGACUCCAGGGUGAAGAUCUCACUCGGUGUAGCACGAGGAAUUGCCCAUAUUCAUGUUCAAGGAGGUGGAAAGCUCAUCCAUGGCAACAUCAAAUCAGCAAACGUGCUUCUGACUCAAGAACUCAGUGCUUGUGUCUCUGAGUUUGGUCUUGCCCUGCUCAUGAAUUGUGCAGCAACACCGUCAAGAAUUAUGGGCUACCGCGCACCUGAAGUCCUUGAGCAACAAAAAUCAACUGAGAAGUCUGAUGUCUACAGCUUUGGAGUUUUCCUGCUUGAGCUACUCACUGGGAAAUCUCCAGUUCAGACUCCGGGCCAUGAUGAAGUGGUAGACCUACCUAGAUGGGUUCAAUCUGUGGUCCGAGAAGAGUGGACUGCUGAAGUUUUUGAUGUGGAGCUGAUGAAGUAUCCCAAUAUCGAGGAGGACAUGGUUCAGAUGCUUCAUGUUGCAAUGCAAUGCGUUGCAAGAGUUCCAGAUCGACGACCCACGAUGGAAGAUGUGGUUAGGAUGAUUGAGGAUGUUCGGCACUCGAACUCAGAGAGCCGACCAUCCUCGGAGGAGGGGAAGGCUAAGGAUGACAAUGUCCUAACACCAUGAGGUCUGCCAGUAUCAGCUUCAGUGAUUUAGCAGUUGCUUAUCAAGAAAUCUCAUUUUGUUUGAUCACUUGUUGUGCAAGCAAAAUAAUAGCACGAGUGCUUGGGGAGAUACACAUGCAUGGCUUUUGAGCUUGAUUAAUGUCGUAGUUGCUUUGGGUUUAUUUAUACACACUGUGGUUGAUAAUUUUCAUUGUUCUAUUUGUUUC